Molecule: messenger RNA, 1396 nt
Organism: Oppiella nova
Lineage: Eukaryota; Metazoa; Arthropoda; Arachnida; Sarcoptiformes; Oppiidae
Source: the annotation of a GenBank genome assembly
AUGGCUAACACUUCGGACGUAUUGCUCUCCAAACUGGAGUCCAUCUCUUGGAUAUAUUCAAUCAACUGUCAAAUCCAUGGCAGAGAUAAUACGCUUCUUAUUAAAUACAUAAUUGAAGAGGACUUCUAUGCAGUGAUGGUAUCAGAUCUGACGCAGACCUACUUCGAGUGUCUCGAAGGCAAAGACAUCGAUGAGCACUACCGGCGCUUCAAUAGAGGCGAAGUGAAGCGCGAGAGACUCAUGGCUCAGCUGAAGGCACUGUUGGCCGACGUGACCAAAGCCAACGAAUGGCACUUCGAGACACUUCUGGUCGACUGUCACACCUCGAGACUCACACUCAAAGUCAAGAACCAGAUGUCCAUUUUGAAGUUUGACUGGAGUUUCUAUAUGAUCAGCACAAACCCAGAGACCCUCUCCCGUCACCUGACGCUCCCUUUACUGCGUUUAGUCUCGUCUCUCAAACACGGCGUCGAUGUCCUCAAGAAGGAGAUCAAGUCCAAGGAUAAACUAUUGGAACAAAUGGAGACCAACGCUAAGAUUGACACCAUAUCUGACGAGACACUCAUCAAUAAGAUGCUGACCUUCCAGAAGAAUAUCGUCUCCGGAACUGAUGACAACUCUCUCCUCAUAAGUCUGUUAGUUGAGGACAAAACCAUUAGUUCUGUUCUGAGAAAUGCAGACAUUUGUGACCAGAGUUUAGAUAAUAACGACAAGACAUCUAAAAAUAAUUGUCAAUCAAAUGUCAAACAAAGUGGUGACCAAAAUACUAAUCAGAGUCCAUUGACUAAAAUGAAAGAACCAGUGGUUCCUCCGACACCACCGGAAACGCGAAAGAAGUCUCCGACCCGUCAGAGCAAGAAAUUAAAGCUUUAAUGCCUUGAUUUGCCAUUGAAUUAAGAAAUGUAUUUCUCUCUAAAGAUAUUCAUAACACUAAUUCAUUGAUCACUUUUAAAUCAAUUCAUUUCUCCUCAUAUAUUAUGUAAUAAUCAAUUAUAUUGUUUUGUAAGCAUUUAUAUGACUACCAGUCAAUCAAAUUGAAAAAUUAACUACAAAUUGAGUUAUAGUUAUACCGUAUAAUGAGCACAACUGUACGACUGGAAGUGAAUGCAAACAAAAUUAAUGAAAAGUCAAAAACUGUUGGCACCACUCAAUGCCGAUGACUAGAUUAUAUGGUGUCUAAGAAAUGGUUUUAUUGUGGAAAUCAGUCUUUAAUAAAAUUUAUCCGUCAAUUGUGUGCUAAAUAAUAAACAUUGGAUUAAUGCAUUGAGUGAGACAUUUGCUCUCUCGUCGUACAAUCUCUCGAUUUUUUGCUGAUUAUAUAGUUUGAAAUCAAUUUAUUCUUAUAUACGGAUCACUAUAAUUAAAUUAUUUUAAUUUAAAACAAUACAAAACAAUA